Messenger RNA from Dipodomys spectabilis (banner-tailed kangaroo rat), 948 nucleotides. It is a transcript of the gene Chmp2a, whose product is annotated as charged multivesicular body protein 2A. The coding region runs from base 202 to 870 and encodes 222 amino acids. Gene Ontology annotation, cellular component: multivesicular body; ESCRT III complex. The record is from RefSeq and is a predicted model, not a curated record. Gene Ontology annotation, biological process: late endosome to vacuole transport; protein transport; endosome transport via multivesicular body sorting pathway. NCBI's taxonomy places the organism in Eukaryota, Metazoa, Chordata, Mammalia, Rodentia, Heteromyidae. The transcript is spliced from 6 exons.
CGUCAGGCGGUUUAAGCCGGAAACGGCGGUCGCUUUGGCGGCUGUCGGAGGGGCUGCCAGUGGGUUCGCCGCGGAUCCGAGCAAGACGAGUCUGACCCGGAAGCGGAAAGGCGUGCGUUUCCCCGUCCCAGCUCCGGACACGCCCCAGAGCUCGGCAUCACAUUUCUUAGGCCCGAAAGCAAAGCACUUUACAUCACCACCAUGGACCUGUUGUUUGGGCGCCGGAAGACGCCAGAAGAGUUACUGCGGCAGAACCAGCGGGCACUGAACCGAGCAAUGAGGGAGCUGGAUCGAGAGCGACAGAAGCUAGAGACCCAGGAGAAGAAAAUCAUUGCAGAUAUCAAAAAGAUGGCCAAGCAGGGCCAGAUGGAUGCUGUACGCAUUAUGGCAAAAGACCUUGUGCGCACCCGGCGCUAUGUACGCAAGUUUGUGUUAAUGCGAGCCAACAUUCAGGCUGUCUCUCUCAAGAUUCAGACACUCAAGUCUAACAAUUCUAUGGCACAAGCCAUGAAGGGUGUUACCAAGGCUAUGGGUACUAUGAACAGACAGCUGAAAUUGCCACAGAUCCAGAAGAUCAUGAUGGAGUUUGAGCGGCAGGCAGAGAUUAUGGACAUGAAGGAAGAAAUGAUGAAUGAUGCUAUAGAUGAUGCCAUGGGUGAUGAAGAGGAUGAAGAGGAGAGUGAUGCUGUUGUGUCCCAAGUCCUGGAUGAGCUGGGACUGAGCCUGACUGAUGAGCUGUCAAACCUUCCCUCCACUGGAGGAUCACUCAGUGUAGCUGCUGGUGGGAAAAAAGCGGAGGCCACAGCCUCAGCUCUGGCUGAUGCUGAUGCAGACCUGGAAGAGAGACUCAAGAAUCUGCGAAGGGACUGACCAACCCACCCACCCCCUGGGAUGGAUAGAAUGCCCAGUUUCUACUCCAACCCCACUCAAUAAAAGAUUGGACGCUAA